AAUUACAAGAGAAGCGAGCAAGUGGAAAACAGACCAGCGAGAGAGAGCGAGAGAGAGCGAGAGAGAAGAGGAAGACGAAGAGAGAAACAGAGUAGGGAUCGAUAGACCGUGGAAUCUUCGAAUCACUCACUUUGCAAAAGUUCUCAAGGGUUUUAAUUCUUAUUUAUUUUAUAAAUAAAACUAUUUUCGUACUCUAGGGUUUUGCUUGCUCUUCUUCGUGACCCCUUUAACCUGGAAAAUUGGCGUGUUUCGUACGGUCUAUCUAACCCUUAUUCUGUCACAAAACACCUCUCUUCACUCACCGUAAUGUCUUCCCGUUUCUGGGUUUCCUCAGUUCUCGUGUUUUUUAUUCUGUUUCGUCUGGGUUUUCUCUGAAGAUUUGGUUUUUGAGUGAGCUCUUUUUUUUUUUUCUAAAAAAAUUGUUUUUGAUUUGAUUGAUUAUUAUAGAAUAUGGUAAUGGAAGAUGAGCGUAGGGGUGACAUAAAGCCGCCUUCUUAUUGGCUCGAUGCUUGCGAAGACAUAUCUUGUGAUCUUAUCGACGAUCUCGUGUCUGAUUUUGAUCCUUCCUCUGUUGCUGUCGCUGAAUCCGUAGACGAAAACGGCGUGAACAACGAUUUUUUCGGUGGAAUUGAUCACAUUUUAGAUAGUAUUAAGAACGGUGGAGGCUUACCAAACAGAGCUCAUAUCAAUGGCGUUUCUGAGACCAAUUCUCAAAGAAUUAACGGUAAUAGCGAGGUCAGUGAAGCUGCUCAGUUGAUUGCUGGAGAGACUACUGUCUCCGUGAAGGGGAAUGUGUUGCAAAAGUGUGGCGGUAAGAGAGACGAGGUGUCGAAAGAGGAAGGAGAGAAGAAUAGGAAGAGAGCUAGGGUUUGUAGUUAUCAGAGGGAAAGGAGUAACCUUUCAGGUAGAGGACAGGCUAAUUCUAGGGAGGGUGAUAGGUUUAUGAAUAGGAAACGGACUCGGAAUUGGGACGAGGCGGGUCACAAUAAGAGAAGAGAUGGUUACAACUAUAGAAGAGAUGGUAGAGAUAGAGAAGCUAGGGGUUAUUGGGAGAGGGAUAAAGUUGGCUCAAAUGAGUUGGUUUAUCGGUCGGGGACUUGGGAAGCUGAUCACGAAAGAGAUUUAAAGAAAGAGAGUGGAAGAAACCGAGAAAGCGACGAGAAGGCAGAGGAGAACAAGAGUAAGCCUGAAGAACAUAAAGAGAAGGUUGUGGAAGAGCAAGCACGGCGAUAUCAAUUGGAUGUGCUUGAACAAGCUAAAGCGAAAAACACUAUUGCUUUCCUUGAGACCGGUGCAGGAAAGACUCUUAUCGCGAUUCUUCUAAUCAAAAGUAUUCACAAGGAUCUAACGAGCCAGAACAGAAAAAUGCUCUCGGUGUUCUUGGUCCCUAAAGUGCCAUUGGUUUAUCAGCAAGCAGAAGUGAUCCGUAAUCAAACUUGUUUUCAAGUUGGGCAUUAUUGUGGUGAGAUGGGACAAGAUUUCUGGGAUGCUCGAAGGUGGCAGCGAGAGUUUGAGUCUAAGCAGGUGCUAGUAAUGACUGCACAAAUUCUGUUGAAUAUACUGAGACACAGCAUUAUAAGAAUGGAAGCGAUUAAUCUUCUUAUCCUCGACGAGUGUCACCACGCUGUCAAGAAACAUCCGUACUCUCUGGUGAUGUCAGAGUUUUACCACACAACUCCGAAGGAUAAAAGACCUGCCAUCUUUGGAAUGACUGCUUCGCCUGUUAAUCUAAAGGGUGUUUCUAGCCAAGUAGAUUGUGCGAUAAAGAUACGCAAUCUUGAGACCAAGUUGGAUUCAACAGUUUGUACGAUCAAAGAUCGAAAGGAGUUGGAGAAACAUGUGCCGAUGCCUUCAGAGAUUGUCGUGGAGUAUGACAAAGCUGCUACCAUGUGGUCUCUUCAUGAGAAAAUAAAGCAAAUGAUUGCAGCUGUUGAAGAAGCAGCACAAGCAAGUUCAAGGAAAAGCAAGUGGCAGUUCAUGGGGGCUAGGGAUGCUGGAGCCAAGGAUGAACUGAGACAGGUUUAUGGCGUCUCUGAAAGAACGGAGAGCGAUGGAGCCGCCAAUUUGAUUCAUAAACUUAGAGCGAUUAAUUAUACUCUUGCUGAAUUGGGUCAAUGGUGUGCUUACAAGGUGGCACAAUCGUUCUUGACUGCGUUGCAAAGUGACGAGAGGGUGAAUUUCCAAGUCGAUGUGAAGUUUCAAGAAUCGUACCUCAGCGAAGUUGUGUCACUCUUGCAAUGUGAGCUUUUGGAAGGAGCUGCUGCUGAAAAGGCCGUCGCGGAGUUGAGCAAACCGGAAAAUGGUAACGCAAAUGAUGAGAUCGAGGAAGGAGAGCUCCCUGAUGAUCAUGUGGUCUCUGGAGGGGAGCACGUUGAUAAAGUCAUAGGCGCGGCAGUGGCUGAUGGGAAAGUUACUCCAAAAGUUCAAUCAUUGAUCAAACUACUCCUCAAGUAUCAGCACACAGCUGAUUUCCGCGCUAUUGUUUUUGUUGAGAGAGUGGUUGCUGCUUUGGUUCUUCCAAAGGUUUUCGCUGAGCUGCCUUCUCUUGGUUUUAUUCGGUGCGCCAGCAUGAUCGGGCACAAUAACAGCCAGGAAAUGAAAUCAUCUCAAAUGCAGGAUACGAUUUCCAAAUUUCGAGAUGGCCAGGUGACACUGUUAGUCGCCACAAGUGUUGCUGAGGAAGGACUUGAUAUUAGGCAGUGUAACGUUGUUAUGCGUUUCGACCUUGCAAAGACGGUGCUAGCAUACAUUCAGUCGCGUGGUCGGGCAAGAAAGCCUGGAUCAGACUACAUACUCAUGGUUGAGAGGGAAAAUGUAUCUCACGCAGCAUUCUUGAGGAAUGCUAGGAACAGUGAGGAGACGCUGCGAAAAGAAGCAAUAGAAAGGACUGAUCUUAGUCAUCUCAAAGAUUCAUCGAGGCUUAUCUCCAUUGAUGCUGUGCCUGGUACAGUUUAUAAGGUGGAGGCAACUGGUGCCAUGGUUAGCUUGAAUUCCGCGGUUGGUCUCAUACAUUUCUACUGCUCUCAGCUUCCUGGUGACAGGUAUGCGAUUCUUCGUCCUGAGUUUAGCAUGGUGAAACAUGAAAAGCCUGGAGGACACACCGAGUAUUCAUGCAGGCUUCAGCUCCCUUGCAAUGCACCAUUUGAAAUACUCGAGGGUCCUGUUUGUAGUUCAAUGCGUCUUGCACAACAGGCUGUAUGCCUAGCUGGUUGCAAGAAACUGCAUGAGAUGGGUGCAUUUACGGAUAUGCUAUUGCCGGACAAGGGAAGUGGUCAAGACGCUGAGAAGGCUGACCAGGAUGAUGAAGGUGAACCCAUUCCUGGAACUGCUAGACAUAGAGAGUUCUAUCCCGAAGGUGUGGCGGAUGUACUUAAGGGAGAAUGGAUUUUAUCAGGAAAGGAAAUUUGUGAGAGCUCAAAGCUAUUCCAUUUAUACAUGUACAGUGUUAGAUGUGUAGAUUCUGGGGUUUCAAAAGAUCCAUUCCUAACUGAAGUUUCAGAAUUCGCAGUUCUUUUUGGCAAUGAGCUGGAUGCAGAGGUAUUAUCGAUGUCUAUGGAUCUUUAUGUUGCUCGGGCCAUGAUCACCAAAGCAUCUCUUGCUUUCAGGGGAUCACUGGAUAUUACAGAAAGCCAGCUAUCAUCUAUUAAAAAAUUUCAUGUGAGAUUGAUGAGUAUUGUCUUAGAUGUUGAUGUGGAACCCUCCACGACACCAUGGGACCCUGCAAAGGCCUACUUGUUUGUCCCUGUUGCUGACAAUUCGUCUGCAGAACCCAUAAAAGGAAUCAACUGGGAGUUAGUUGAAAAGAUUACCAAAACCACUGUUUGGGACAACCCUCUUCAGAGAGCUCGUCCUGAUGUAUACCUCGGGACUAAUGAGAGAACUCUUGGUGGGGACAGAAGGGAGUAUGGGUUUGGUAAACUUCGACACAACAUUGGAUUUGGGCAGAAAUCUCACCCAACUUAUGGUAUUAGAGGAGCUGUUGCAUCUUUCGAUGUCGUGAGAGCUUCUGGAUUGUUACCUGUUAGAGAUGCUCUUGAGAAGGAAGUAGAAGGUGAUCUAUCACAAGGAAAACUGAUGAUGGCAGAUGGGUGCAUGGUUGCAGAAAAUCUUUUAGGGAAAAUUGUGACAGCUGCACAUUCCGGGAAACGGUUUUAUGUGGACUCCAUUUGUUAUGACAUGAGUGCAGAAACGUCUUUCCCAAGGAAAGAGGGAUACCUAGGUCCUCUGGAAUACAACACUUAUGCUGACUAUUACAAGCAAAAGUAUGGAGUUGAUUUGAGUUGUAAGCAGCAACCUUUGAUCAAAGGACGAGGUGUUUCGUAUUGCAAGAAUCUUCUUUCUCCUCGUUUUGAACAGUCAGGUGAAUCUGAGACGAUCCUUGAUAAAACAUAUUACGUGUUUCUUCCACCUGAACUGUGCGUUGUGCAUCCGCUUUCGGGUUCACUUGUCCGAGGUGCCCAGAGGUUGCCCUCUAUAAUGAGAAGAGUUGAGAGCAUGUUGCUCGCUGUUCAGCUCAAAAAUCUGAUUAGUUAUCCUAUUCCAACUUCAAAGAUUCUGGAAGCCUUGACUGCUGCCUCGUGCCAGGAGACGUUCUGCUACGAGAGAGCUGAGCUUUUGGGAGAUGCGUAUCUGAAAUGGAUCGUUAGCCGUUUCUUGUUUCUCAAGUAUCCGCAGAAGCACGAGGGUCAGCUUACAAGGAUGAGACAACAGAUGGUGAGUAACUUGGUUCUUUAUCAGUAUGCUCUUGUUAAAGGGCUUCAGUCAUAUAUCCAGGCGGAUCGUUUCGCCCCGUCUAGGUGGUCUGCUCCUGGCGUGCCUCCGGUUUAUGACGAGGACACAAAAGAUGGAGGUUCUUCGUUUUUCGACGAAGAGGAAAAACCUGAGGGAAACAAGGACGUGUUUGAAGAUGGAGAAAUGGAAGAUGGUGAAUUGGAGGGUGACUUGAGCUCUUACCGAGUUUUGUCUAGCAAGACGCUGGCCGAUGUUGUUGAAGCUUUGAUUGGUGUUUAUUACGUCGAAGGAGGUAAAACAGCAGCGAAUCAUCUGAUGAAAUGGAUUGGGAUUCAUGUGGAGGAUGACCCUGAAGAAACCGAAGGCUCGGUGAAACCGGUUUAUAAUGUUCCAGAGAGCGUGCUCAAGAGCAUCGACUUUGUUGGUCUAGAGAGAGCUCUGAAAUACGAGUUUACAGAGAAAGGUCUUCUCGUUGAAGCUAUAACACAUGCUUCAAGGCCGUCUUCAGGUGUUUCUUGUUACCAGAGAUUGGAGUUUGUUGGUGAUGCUGUCUUGGAUCAUCUUAUUACAAGGCAUUUGUUUUUCACAUACACAAGCCUUCCUCCUGGCCGGUUAACAGAUCUCCGAGCUGCAGCGGUUAACAACGAGAAUUUUGCUCGUGUUGCUGUUAAACAUAAACUCCACUUGUACCUUCGUCACGGUUCUAGCGCCCUUGAGAAACAGAUUCGGGAUUUUGUGAAGGAAGUUCUAACAGAGUCUUCGAAACCGGGGUUUAACUCUUUUGGUUUGGGAGACUGUAAAGCCCCAAAAGUUCUUGGAGAUAUUGUGGAAUCUAUUGCAGGUGCUAUCUUUCUUGAUAGUGGAAAAGAUACAACUGCUGCUUGGAAGGUGUUUCAACCUUUGCUACAACCAAUGGUGACACCAGAGACACUACCGAUGCAUCCGGUUCGAGAGCUGCAAGAGCGGUGUCAGCAACAAGCAGAAGGAUUAGAAUACAAAGCAAGUCGCAGUGGUAACACAGCGACUGUGGAAGUCUUUAUUGACGGUGUUCAAGUGGGAGCUGCGCAGAACCCUCAGAAGAAAAUGGCUCAAAAGCUAGCGGCGAGGAACGCUCUCGCAGCUUUGAAAGAGAAAGAAGCAGAGGAAUCAAAGAAGAAGCAGGCCAAUGGGAACGCCGCGGGAGAGAAUCAAGACGAUAAUGAAAAUGGGAACAAGAAGAAUGGCAACCAGACAUUCACGAGACAGACGUUGAAUGAUAUUUGCUUGAGGAAAAAUUGGCCAAUGCCUUCUUACAGAUGCGUAAAAGAAGGAGGACCUGCACAUGCAAAGAGAUUUACUUUUGGGGUAAGAGUGAACACAAGCGAUAGAGGAUGGACUGAUGAAUGUAUUGGGGAGCCGAUGCCGAGUGUUAAGAAGGCUAAAGAUUCAGCUGCUAUUCUUCUACUUGAGCUUUUAAACAAAACCUAUUCUUGAUUUUUCACUCUCAAUUACUCAAAGGAGAUGGGGACUACAAUUGCGGAUUUGGUAAUUUGUUAUGAUGAGUUAAAAUUUAGCUUAAUUUUAUAUAUGUUCAAACCAAAUGAGAUGUGUCUACUAGCCAUGUUCUUUUUGGAAAGAGUCGAUUGUACUCAUAUAUCUCAUCUGUAUCCAUCUAAUAAUACUUCUUUUUUUCACAAAUAUUCAAGAGGAAAAAUGUAAAAGAACAGUGGAAGGUUUCUUA
Messenger RNA from Eutrema salsugineum, 6451 nucleotides. RefSeq names its product endoribonuclease Dicer homolog 1. NCBI's taxonomy places the organism in Eukaryota, Viridiplantae, Streptophyta, Magnoliopsida, Brassicales, Brassicaceae. Gene Ontology annotation, molecular function: ATP binding; protein binding; DNA binding. Gene Ontology annotation, biological process: rRNA processing; siRNA processing. Gene Ontology annotation, cellular component: cytoplasm; nucleus. The record is from RefSeq and is a predicted model, not a curated record. The coding region runs from base 451 to 6204 and encodes 1917 amino acids. The transcript has 20 exons.